CCGAGAUGGGUAUAAUACGAGGCAGCACGCGGGGAAGGGAUUUAGAGGAGGCAGGAGGGACCCGUCGGUGGGAAGAGGGGAAGGUGGUUAGAGGGGAAGGUGCCACGCUGCUCACCAGCACCGAGGGGCUGCUGUGGACCCACAGGGGAGGGGCACAAUGAACAUUGAAGUGCACAACAUCACUUAUACCAGUGCCACGGUCUCCUGGGCCACAAACAACCCUUGUCCGGAGAAUUACUACCACGUCAUGUACCGCCCCAACUGGAACAGCGUCUUUGCAGGCUAUUUACGCCAAAACUUCCAUCGCGAGGAGCGAGUUCCCCACUCCCUCAGCUCCCUCGUCCUCCACCGACUCACGCCCUCUACCAUCUACGUCCUCUGCAUCACGUGCAAGAACUCCUACCCCUCCAGCAACCACUGCACCACGUUCCACACCCUGGACCAACCCCCUCUGCUUUUCGGCGGCUCAAAGCACGAGCCCACCACCUCCAUGUGGAUGGUGAGCAGCCUGCUGCUGCUCUGCUUCAUAGCUCUCUUGGCCUACGGCUGCCUGCAGUUCUGGUCGGCACGGUGCCGCGGGGCUUCCAGGCUGAAGGAGCCCGAUGGCAGCUCAGAAGAAGUGGGCGAAGGCAGCAGCUCGCUGGAUGGUCCCUCGAGCGAUGGACUGAAAGAGGAGCUUCUGGAAGUGCCCAUGACCACUGUGCUAAUGAGGAGCUCCAGUUUCAUGAGGGAGAGUCCAUAUAGUUCCCCCCGUUGCUUCUUCCCCUACAAGAACAGCGAUGACAGGAGGGCCAUCUUGCCACAGCACGGCCUUCAGUGAGGGCAAAAGGGAGGCCCUGCUUAGAAGUUUGGUUCGUGCUGUUCUUCCCCAGCUCUUGCCAACACGAGCAUCUGUGUGUCCACAGGGGCUGUUUGUCCCAGGGCAGAACAUGAGGUGGAAUAUAGUAGCCACAGGGAGAAAGGUUUUUGUCAAGUGACAAAAAUAUUCUCAUUUACUGAGAGGUUUUUAAAAGGAAACCAAGUCAGCUUUCUGGGAACAGCCAGGCUAGGCUGACUGUAGUGUCAUUAUCUAAUCUGCAUCAGUACUGUAGGUUCACUUCAAAAUCAUCAACCAAUGUACACAAGAAUAAACUCCACUCCAGUAGUUUCAUGCUUGAGUGAUUCUCCAUUAGCAUCACCCCCCAAGCCCUCGUAAUGCUUGUAUAAACAGUAACCAUGGCCUGACAAAAGAGCUUUUUGUCAGUAAUAAGUUGUAUACAUUUGCACAGAAGUAUUUUAGUAAUUCCCUUUUAGAACUACUAACGGGAUUCCUGAAGUAACACCUUCCUCAGGGAGCAGCGCUGCUCUGGAGCUCCAACUCGCUCUCCUCUCUCUGCAUUUAGAUGGACGUGACUUGGUCCUGGCGCCAACGAGCACAGAGCAGUGUCAGUUCCCCCUAACACAGGCAUGUUAUGGAGGAAAAUAUGGGAAAGCAAUAGCAAAAAGCACACUGAAGCUGCUUCUUGCAUGGCUUUUUGUUUCCACACAGCAAUAUGACCCAGUACAUUUGCAUCCACCACACUGUUAAUGAACUAGUUCUUGCAUUGCUUUCUUCCUAAAUAAAGGAUUCCAACAUCCAC
This is a messenger RNA of Oxyura jamaicensis (ruddy duck), 1619 nucleotides long. RefSeq names its product fibronectin type III domain containing 9 (gene FNDC9). Gene Ontology annotation, molecular function: protein binding. Bases 158 to 820 code for a protein of 220 amino acids. The record is from RefSeq and is a predicted model, not a curated record. Lineage: Eukaryota; Metazoa; Chordata; Aves; Anseriformes; Anatidae. The transcript is spliced from 2 exons.